Messenger RNA from Epinephelus lanceolatus (giant grouper), 1527 nucleotides. RefSeq names its product copper chaperone for superoxide dismutase (gene ccs). Gene Ontology annotation, molecular function: copper ion binding. NCBI's taxonomy places the organism in Eukaryota, Metazoa, Chordata, Actinopteri, Perciformes, Serranidae. The record is from RefSeq and is a predicted model, not a curated record. Gene Ontology annotation, biological process: superoxide metabolic process.
CAUGGCGGCGCCCGUUUGCAGGUACAGCUGGUUCGCUUCCGUUUCUAGAAAACUGGGAAGUUAUCUAUUUAACUCAGUUUUCAUCACCCAGGCGGCGACGUACGCAAACAACAUGGACUCUGUGGGACCAACCAAGCUGGAGUUUGCGGUGCAGAUGACAUGUGAGAGCUGCGCAGUUAAAGUAAGAGCUGCUCUGGAGGGUCAACCAGGAGUACAGUCUGUCAGUAUCGAUGUGGGUAAGGAGGAGGUGUUGGUGGAGUCGACUCUGACCACUGCAGAGGUGCAGGCUCUGAUAGAGAGCACCGGACGCAGAGCCGUGCUGAAAGGCAUCGGAGGAUCAGAGCAAGACCUGGGUACAGCAGUGGCCAUGCUGGCUGGUGAAGGAAAGAUUCAAGGGGUGGUGCGUUUCCUGCAGCUGUCUGAGGAGCGGUGCUUGAUUGAUGGGACAAUUGACGGGUUGGAGCCCGGACUCCACGGCCUUCAUGUCCACGCUCUGGGGGACCUCACACGAGACUGCCUCAGCUGUGGAGAGCACUAUAACCCCUUUGGAAGACAACACGGUGGUCCAGGAGACUCUGAAAGGCAUGUAGGUGAUCUGGGGAAUAUCAUGGCUGGACCAGAUGGCAGAGCGUCUUUUCGACAAGAGGACGGUCAGCUAAAGGUAUGGGAUGUGAUUGGCCGAUCGCUGGUGGUGGAUGCAGGCGAAGACGACCUGGGUCGAGGCAGUCACCCUCUCUCCAAACUGACUGGGAACUGUGGGGAGAGACUGGCUUGUGGGAUCAUCGCCCGAUCAGCAGGUCUUUUCCAGAACCCCAAACAAAUCUGUGCCUGUGAUGGGGUCACGCUGUGGGAGGAGAGAGACAGGCCGAUAGCGGGGAAAGGUCGGAGCAAGGCCAGCACAGAGACACCGGCAGCGCACCUCUGACACUGCCAGCCAAAUCUGUAACCUGCGUAACCUGUGUUGGACAGUUUGAACAAAAGGGGCACAUUUACGAGAAACGCAGAGCACUUUUGUUGACAGAAGGUCAGAGCUGAAGCGAGGUAGACAGAGCACUGAGGAGUAUGUUUCCAGACAGCUGGACAGACGACCAAAGAAAAAUGGCCUUAUUUUCUUCUUCUUGUUUUUUCUCUCUGUGAUAAAAUCAAACCCUCUUGCAGCUGCGGUUGCUGUCCUCUGAGGAUUUUAAAAGCACUAAAGCAGAUUAAAACCGCCUGGGACUUUGUGAAAGUCACCUUUGAUUAGCUAGAUGUCCGUUAAUACUGUUAUAUGUUUGUUUAACCAGCCGCCUCUGACACAACUGUCUCAUCACAGUCUAAAUUGAUGCACUGACUGAGAUAAAUGCGCUUCAGUUCGGUAUUAAAGUGUCCAAGUUAAUUAUGCAAGCUUUCAGAAAUCAGUUAUAGUAAUAAUGGGGGUAAAUGAUGAAAAUAUAUAUUUACAUUUUUGAGUUUUUGAGGAAAAUCAUCACACAAAUAGGAUUACAAAAUGGUGUGAUGCUUAUAUUAAAGUAUAUUUACUGUCUAAAA